AGGGCCCCGUUUGCAAUCAAACUCCUCCUGCAAUGUCUCUUUCCACUAAUUAAUACCUCCAACUUCCCCCUUCUCCUUCUUCUUUCUUCAGCACUGCAACUACACAAAAAAUAUUAUUUUUGUCAUCUCCUUUAUCCACACACUCACUUCUUUUGGUUGGCACUGAUCCCAACCAAGUCAUGUGGAGAAUAUCCGUUUUUCUUCUUGUUUUGCUCAAUUUACACACCGGAUUUUCUUUAACUUCCGACGGACUUUCUCUUUUGUCCCUUAAGUCCGCCAUGGAUGACGCCGGUGGUACCGUUUUCUCCGACUGGAAUGAAAACGACGACACUCCUUGUACUUGGACUGGCAUUUCAUGUGCUAACAUUUCUGGUUCUUCACAGCAACGUGUCGUUGGGGUUACUCUUUCCGGUAAGAAUCUCCGGGGAUACCUACCGUCCGAGCUGGGAACGUUACUCUAUCUCCGCCGACUCAAUCUUCACGGAAAUAAUAUUUACGGUUCUAUCCCUGACCCUCUGUUUAAUGCGUCCUCGCUUCAUAGUAUUUAUCUGUAUGCUAAUAAUAUCUCUGGUCAACUUCCUCCCUCUGUUUGUACGCUCCCUCUUCUUCAAAAUUUGGACCUUUCCGAUAAUUCACUUUCUGGAACUUUCUCCAAGGAUCUCCGUAACUGUAGGCAGUUACAGAGGCUCAUUCUUGCUAGGAAUAAAUUCUCCGGUGUGAUUCCGGUCGGUGUGUUCCCGGAGCUGGCGAAUUUGGAGCAACUUGAUCUUUCCUCGAAUUCAUUCAAUGGUUCAAUUCCCCAAGAUAUUGGUGAAUUGAAGUCACUCUCUGGAACUUUGAAUCUUUCUUUCAAUCAUUUCAGUGGAAGAAUCCCAAAAUCUGUAGGUGAUUUGCCUUUAACUGUUAGUUUCGACCUUAGGAACAACAAUUUAUCUGGUGAAAUUCCUCAGACUGGUUCUUUUGCAAAUCAAGGACCAACAGCAUUUUUGAAUAAUCCCAUGUUAUGUGGAUUUCCUUUACAAAAAAACUGUAAAAAUAGUUCAAACAAUUCAACACAAGUUCAGGGUUCAUCUGGUAAUGAGGGAACCAAUUCGCGUAAGGGGUUAAAACCUGGAUUCAUUAUAUUGAUCUGUUUGGCUGAUGCAUUUGGAGUCGCAUUCAUAGGACUAGUCAUUAUUUACUUGUAUUGGAAAAAGAAAGACUCUGGUGGUUGCAGCUGUACUGGAAAAGGGAAAUUUGGUGGGAAUGAGAAGCCAAUGCUUUGUGAUUUCCCAUGUAUUAAUGGAUUUCCGAAUAAUGAUUCGGAAGUUGAGUCUGAGAAGGGUGGUGGUGGUGGGGCUAGUGGUGUUGGUGGUGCUAGUGGUGGAGAGGGCGAUCUUGUGGCUAUUGAUAAAGGUUUUAGCUUUGAGCUUGAUGAGCUGUUGAGGGCUUCUGCUUAUGUAUUGGGAAAGAGUGGGUUGGGGAUAGUGUACAAAGUUGUGCUUGGGAACGGUAUCCCGGUGGCAGUGAGGAGGUUAGGAGAAGGUGGGGAACAGAGAUAUAAGGAGUUUGUAGGGGAGAUUCAGGCAAUCGGAAGGGUUAAGCAUCCUAAUGUUGUGAAAUUAAGAGCUUAUUAUUGGGCUCCUGAUGAGAAACUUCUCAUUAGUGAUUUCAUUUCAAAUGGCAACUUGGCUUCUGCUCUUCACGGGAGAAAUGGGCAACCAUCACCGAGUUUAACAUGGUCAACGAGACUGAAAAUUGCCAAGGGAACAGCGCGAGGUUUAGCCUAUCUCCAUGAGUGUAGCCCAAGGAAAUUUGUCCAUGGAGACGUCAAACCUUCCAACAUUCUCCUUGAUACUGAACUGCAGCCAUAUAUAUCUGAUUUUGGCCUCAAUCGUUUGAUCAAUAUCACGGGAAACAAUCCCUCCUCUUCUGGUGGCUUUAUGGGUGGAGCUCUUCCUUACUUGAAGCCUGCUCUACCAGAACGUCCCAACAACUAUCGAGCACCAGAAGCUCGAAUCACUGGUAACAGACCUACCCAAAAAUGGGAUGUGUACUCAUUCGGGGUGGUCUUGCUUGAACUGCUGACUGGAAAGUCUCCUGACCUCUCAGUUCCCACAACAUCUACUUCAACGGAGGUUCCAGAUCUUGUAAGAUGGGUAAGAAAGGGAUUCGAGGAGCAAAAUCCACUAUCGGACAUGGUAGAACCAAUGUUGCUUCAAGAAGUCCAUGCUAAGAAGGAAGUACUAUCUGUAUUUCAUGUAGCUCUUGCAUGCACUGAGGCAGAUCCAGAUAUUCGACCAAGGAUGAAAACUGUCUCAGAAAACAUUGAGAAAGUUGGAGCUUAAACUUUUGGCUACAGUCAUGUCAAGGAGUUCCUGAGUUUCAUGGACUUGUGUAAUUUUUGUUUUUUUUGUUGCAGUAAGUGCUCCUAUCAUUUCUUUUUUUCUUUAGAGGUUGAUUAAAUCUUUAAACUUCACUACAGAAGGUACAGAAUACCAGUGUGCUGCAACAAAAUUCCUGUCAUUUUUGAGAAGUUAUUUAAUUGCUUAUAUCUUUAAUCUAGUCCUGUUAUUCUGAAGUUAAAA
Solanum dulcamara is the source of this 2567-nucleotide messenger RNA. RefSeq names its product receptor protein kinase-like protein ZAR1. The record is from RefSeq and is a predicted model, not a curated record. Lineage: Eukaryota; Viridiplantae; Streptophyta; Magnoliopsida; Solanales; Solanaceae. Gene Ontology annotation, molecular function: protein kinase activity; ATP binding; protein binding. Gene Ontology annotation, biological process: protein phosphorylation. The coding region runs from base 180 to 2327 and encodes 715 amino acids. The transcript is spliced from 2 exons.